AUGUCGGCGGCCGCUGAUCCGAGCGCGCCGAACCUCAAUCUCUCACCCGAAGAGAAGCGCAUCUAUGGCCAGCUCUUCCGCCAAGCCGAUACCGAUGGCGUGGGCGUCGUCACCGGCGAGAUAGCCGUCAAGUUUUUCGAGAAGACGCGGCUAGAUUCACGCAUACUGGGAGAGAUAUGGCAGAUUGCCGACAAGGAGAACCGCGGCUUCCUCACUCCCGCUGGCUUCGGCAUCGUACUUCGCCUCAUCGGCCAUGCUCAGGCCGGACGAGAGCCAACCCCCGAGCUGGCUCUCCAGCAAGGGCCCAUCCCCCGCUUCGAAGGCAUCUGGCCAGCUGCUGCCACCUCUCCGUCGCAGGCGCAGACGCCCAUUCAGCCCCAAGUCUCUGGCGGCGUUCGUGUUCCUCCCCUGACUCCCGACAAGGUUGCACAGUAUGCCGCCUUGUUUGAGCGCCAGAACCUGCAAGCGAACAUGCUGCCGGGCGAUCAGGCCAGGUCCAUCUUCGACAAGUCCGGCUUGCCCAACGAGACUCUCGGCAGGAUAUGGGGAUUGGCCGACACCGAACAACGGGGUGCUCUCGCCCUGCCCGAAUUCAUCAUCGCCAUGCACCUGCUUACGUCCAUGAAGACUGGCGCUCUCCGCGCACUGCCCAACGUUCUACCUGCUGGAUUGUAUGAGGCGGCGACGCGCAGCUCAGCGGCUGCUCCUAGACAGUCGCCAAGCAACACUGGCGGUAUUACUGCUAUCCCCCGGCAGCUGAGUGGCUCGACUCAGCAGCAGAGGACAGGAAGCCCGCUCAAUCGCCCACCGAUAGUCGCUGCUCAGGUUACUGGACCCCCUGCGCCUACUGGUGGUGAAUGGGCCAUUACUCCGGCCGACAAGGCGAGAUUUGACCAGAUUUACCUCGAUUUCGACAAGACGAACAAGGGCUACAUCACCGGUGAGGAGGCUGUGCCCUUCCUCAGUCAGUCAAACCUCCCCGAAGACACGCUCGCCCAGAUUUGGGACCUAGCGGACUUUGGUUCUCAGGGACGAUUGACUCGCGAUGGCUUUGCCGUUGCCAUGUAUUUGAUCCGUCAGCAGCGCAGUAACCGGGCAACUCCCUUGCCCAGCACUCUGCCCACAGCUCUGGUGCCGCCGCACCUGCGAACUCAGAGCCGCCCUGCUACUGCAGUUUCAUCGGCCUUUGAUCCCGCACCAGCUCUCACACAAACCGCUCCGCUCCCCCCGGUAGCUGCCUCUGCACCGCCGGCGCCCAAGUCUGCUCUCGAGGACUUGUUUGGCCUUGACUCUUCUACUCCUAGCCCUGCGCCCCCGGCCCCGGCGCAGACCACAAUGUCCACAGGAGGCUCAAAUGCUGAUCCAUUUGCCGGUGGCAUCAGCGUGCUCCACACAGCUUCUUCCCCUGGCAAGCCGUCAUCCCCCGUAGGUGUGGCGUUUAGGCCAUUCGUGCCAUCCUCCUCCUUUGGCCGUGGCUUGGCUGGUCACCCUGGAGCUGAGGCUGCGCGACCGCAUACUGCUUCAGAGGACCUCCUUGGUGAUACUGAUCCUGAAGCAAACAAGAACAUCUCUGAUGAGACUACUGAGCUGGCCAAUCUGUCGAAUCAGAUCGGCUCUCUGACCAAGCAGACGCAAGAGGUUCAAACUAAGAGGGCCACGACUCAGCACGAACUGAGCCAGACUAACUCCCAGAAGCAAAACUUUGAACAACGACUGGCACAGCUGCGACAACAAUAUGAAAAAGAGGCUCAAGAUACACAUGCUCUCGAAGAGAAGCUAAGAAACUCGCGGGCCGAUACUAAGAAGUUGCAGGGAGAUUGCAUGAACCUGGAAGGACAGCUGCGAGACAUUCAGGGCCAGCACCAGCAGGUCCUGGCUGCCCUCCAGGCUGACCAGCAGGAGAACGCCAACCUGAGAGAGCGCAUUCGUCAGGCGAACGCCGAGAUCGCCGAGCUCAAGCCUCAGGUUGAAAAGCUCAAGCUGGACGCCAGGCAGCAGAAGGGUCUCGUUGCAAUUAACAAGAAGCAGUUAUCCACCACUGAGGGAGAGCGCGACAAGCUCAAGGCAGAGGCCGAAUCUCUGGCCAAGAGCGCCGAAGACAUCUCUCGCCAGAUAGAGACGGGCUCGCCCGUAUCUACCUCGGCGCAGAUGGCCAGCCCUGCACUUUCGACCUCUAGCGGUAACAACCCCUUCUUCAAGCGUUCCGCCAGCACAGACAUCAUGGGCGUCUUUGGACCGCCGCCCCCGAAUAGGGCCUUCUCCGACAGGUCCUUCGACGAUUUGUUUGGCCCCGGCCCCGUCAGCUCCAGCGGCACUCCCCCGCCAGUUGCAGCAUUCAAACAACAGAACACGGGGCAGUCAUCAGUUAGUGUUGGAUCCUUUUCUAACAACUCAGGGCCGACUCCCAAUGUCAGCCGCGUCCCAACGCUGAGUGCUGAACCUCCUGCGCCGCCAGAGUCCAGACAAUUAAGCUCGAGCUUCUUGCCGUUCCCCGAGCCUAACGAGUCACUGUCUUCGUCGCGACAAGUGUCUCCCCCUACCUCCUCACGUGCCGAAGGCUCGGCGUCCGGCUCAUUCCCCUUCCCCGGCGGUGUGGCAUCGGGCGCCGCAGAGGCCAAGGCUCCUGCGGCUGCCGCUUCCAGCGAAGAAGAGGAGAAACAUGAUAGCGCCAGCGCGACCCCCGUCCCGGCCGCUCAAGGCGAUAGCUCGCAGAAGCCCGCGGAGGGAGAAGCACUAGAUCGAUCCGGCUCUUUUGACAAUACUGACCAUGCUAAGGCCAAGGCAGACUUUGACAAUGCAUUUGCCGCCUUCACCUCAGCCAAACCCCCCAGCAGCAGCGGCGCAGACAAGGGAGCUGCUGCUGUAAAGCCCCAUAGCGCCUUCGACAACGCCUUUGACACAGAAUUCCCGCCCAUUUCUGAGCUUGAGCGGGACGUCUCUGAGUCUGAUAGUGAGAGAGGAGGCUUUGACGACGAUUUCGCACCCGCGUCGCCAGAGAACAAGGCCAAGGAGAAGCAGGUUGCUCUGGAGCCAACUCUAGAGUCUCACAGACCUGCUGCUGAAGCCUCCGACUCAAACGCCCCUUUGUCACCAUCUCAGGAUAUUACAGCUACCCACGAAUCCGAAGCUAAAAGCACGGAAUUGCCCUCUUCUCCCGCCACGAUCACCAACAACCAUGCCACCACCUCUCCGACAUCCAACGCUGAUGACAUCUUUGGUUCCAGCACAAUCCCAGCACCUGCUCACCACAACCCUCCUCCAGCUGCCAAGGGCGCCUUUGAUGACCUCGAUGAUGAUUUCGAGGGUCUAGAAGAUGCCAAGGAAGGUUCCGCGGAUGACGACUUUGCCAACAUUUCUCGGUCUGGACUGGACGACUACAACCCCAUGUUUGACAGCAGCCCCCCAGCCAGCCAGGCCAAGAGCGAGUCUACAGCGUUUGGCAACGAGAGCAGCUUUGACUUUAUCUCAUCUAACUCGGCCACCAGCGCCCCUGGUCAAUCUACCAACGGACAGCAGUCCCAUGACUGGGACGCCAUCUUCUCCACACUGGAUUCUCCCACUACCGCCCCAGCACAGCCUGUACACAGCAACAACACAGGCCCUGCAAAGGAAGAGACAGCCGAGUCUCGCCCCCCGGCUCCGGGACGUGCACUCACGGAAGCGGGAGAGCAUGAUGACCCCAUCCUCAAGAAUCUGACUAGCAUGGGAUACUCUCGUCCUGACGCUCUCGCUGCUCUCGAAAAAUAUGACUACAACUUGGAAAGAGCCGCCAACUUUCUUGCCAGCCAGUCUUAA
Messenger RNA from Trichoderma harzianum CBS 226.95, 3795 nucleotides. RefSeq lists its product as hypothetical. The record is from RefSeq and is a predicted model, not a curated record. Gene Ontology annotation, molecular function: calcium ion binding; protein binding. Bases 1 to 3795 code for a protein of 1264 amino acids. Gene Ontology annotation, cellular component: plasma membrane; cytoplasm. The transcript has 5 exons. Lineage: Eukaryota; Fungi; Ascomycota; Sordariomycetes; Hypocreales; Hypocreaceae. Gene Ontology annotation, biological process: endosomal transport; endocytosis.